AGAGGCGGUUGCUCUUUUUCUGGUCCACCUUCCGUCCCCACUACUGCCUUUAUUUCUUUCUACCGGUGUUGGUCUGAGAAUAGGGAAAGGGGAGAGUGGUUCCUACUCUUUUCGCCGUUCUUUUCCUCCUGAGCAAACAAAUACGAGCUGCUCUCCUUCUCUUUGCUUUUACUUCUCCUUCUCGCGAGGGCACCGCCGGCCUCGCUCUUGCUCUCGCUACUUCUUGUGGGAAGAGAGGGGGAGGGCAGAUCGCGAUGGUGAGGGGGAAGACGGAGAUGAAGCGGAUUGAGAACGCGACGAGCCGGCAGGUGACCUUCUCGAAGCGCCGGAGCGGGCUGCUGAAGAAGGCCUACGAACUGUCCGUGCUUUGUGACGUCGAGGUCGCGCUCAUCAUCUUCUCUUCCCGGGGGAAGCUGUACGAGUUCUCCAGCUCCAGCAUGCAAAGCACCCUUGAGCGUUAUAGAGAAUACUCCAGAGAAGAUACCAGCAGCACUAUAAUGGAAGAAGAUACUGAGCAGUGGAAGCAUGAAGCAGCAUGCAUGUCAAAGAAGAUUGAGCAUCUUGAAGCCUCUAAGCAGAAGCUUUUGGGUGAAAACUUAGAGUCAUGUUCAUUUGAUGAGCUAAAUGAAUUAGAAGGUAAGAUAGAACAGAGCUUGCGUAGCAUCAGAGGAAGAAAGUAUCAUUUGCUGAAGGAGCAGAUUUCACAGCUUAAAGAAAAGGAGAGUUCCUUGGUGAAGGAAAACGCAUUACUAAGUGAAAAGUGCAAGCGACUGCCUCAGCUGCCAUCUGCUGCUUCCAAGGGAGUUCCGCCAUUUGGCACACUCGGCCAACAUACUGAGGUGGAGACAGAGCUGCGCAUUGGAUUUCCAGGAAGAGGGACGCACUGAGGCGUGUGGCUAGCGAGGUUAACCGAUCAAUCUCUAUCUCGGAUCUCCAUGUCUCGCUCACAAUUUAGGAGCACUUGUAUACAUAUCAGUAGCAUAUGAUGAUAGGCACAUUCAGAGCGAAGUAUCUAUGUGCUGAAAAAAAAAAAGAAUCCCUUAUUGUUAUUUUUAUCAGAGUGCAAUCGAGAAAAAAAUAGAUUUAUCGGUCGUGU
Messenger RNA from Musa acuminata subsp. malaccensis (wild Malaysian banana), 1096 nucleotides. RefSeq names its product MADS-box transcription factor 50. NCBI's taxonomy places the organism in Eukaryota, Viridiplantae, Streptophyta, Magnoliopsida, Zingiberales, Musaceae. The record is from RefSeq and is a predicted model, not a curated record. Gene Ontology annotation, biological process: positive regulation of transcription by RNA polymerase II. Gene Ontology annotation, cellular component: nucleus. Gene Ontology annotation, molecular function: DNA-binding transcription factor activity, RNA polymerase II-specific; RNA polymerase II cis-regulatory region sequence-specific DNA binding; protein dimerization activity.